Hydra vulgaris (swiftwater hydra) is the source of this 1701-nucleotide messenger RNA. RefSeq lists its product as uncharacterized. The record is from RefSeq and is a predicted model, not a curated record. Lineage: Eukaryota; Metazoa; Cnidaria; Hydrozoa; Anthoathecata; Hydridae.
GAGAAACAAAAAACCGGUCGUUUGCUAUUAGCACUUUCUGAAUUAAAAUCAAACAUGGAGAUCGCAGCUAGAAAUUAAUUAAAGAUAAUUUUAAAAAUGAGUUUACCUCUAUGCAUACUUUUGUAUCUACUGAUCCCAUGUGUUAUUAGUACGCAACGCCAAGAAAACAAAAAGAAAUAUGUUAUAGAAGUACAAGAUCAUCAACUCGCAAUGCGCGCAGCUAAUCCUAUAGUAGAUUUAGAAGACAGUGUACGCCGUGGUGGGAAUGAUCCUUUUGCUAACCCGAGCUUUGUUAUAAACAGGAUUAACGAUGAUUUGCUUUCAACCUCUUUAAACCUGGGCUUGGGCAAUCGUGAACUUUUGGCGUACCACGAUACUAACUAUCAUAUAAAUAGUGGUUUCCACUCUCCUCAAAUAUUACCUUCUCGACGUUUACUUUCUCCGCACAUAGGGACUACUAUAAGUUUUAGUAAUAGUUUUAAACCAGCUGGUGACAGCAUACAAAACGCUGUUAAAGAAGAAUUAGUGGCAAGACAACCUUUGUUGUUUAAAGCUAAUCAUCCGUUUAAAACAUUUAUUAACUCAAAUAUUCCUUUUCAUCAAGUUAGCUCCAUCAACUUAGAAAAUGAAGAAAUUCUCCAUAAUCAAGAAACAUUCGAGAAAAACUUAAAUAUUGGCGUGUCUGGUGGAGAAGUUGGCUAUGCUAGGCAGUUCGGAAAUACUGCAGCUAAUAUGAAAUCUCAAGUUGUAUCAACUAAAGCAAAUGCUAACGAAUUACCUAGUUAUGUUCCUUUAGUUAAUCGAAGAAUACCAACAAUUCGCAGACCAUUAGAUUUGCAUAUGAAAAAAAUAAACCUUUCACUUGGAGGGAGAAACUUUCAUAAUGCUUUUAAAAUUAAACCUGAAACCAUUAGUUCUUUUGCUCUUUCAAAUAAUAUUGAAAAUAGUAACCUAAAUAUUAAUAAUAAUAACAAUAAUGUGGCAAGUCAGCGUUUAAAUUAUGAAAAACGUAUCCAUGCUGUAAAUAUACCACAAACUAAAAGUAGAAUUAAUCCUUUGACAGGUUUACCUGAAGAUCUUGAAGAGAGAUCUUAUGGGUUGAUUUCCUCAGUAACCAGUGUAACUGAUUCUACAGCUCCUUUAUCAAAGACUAACAAUAGAAAUUUAAAUGAAUAUGACGACGCAAAUUCGAAUAUUGAAGUAAACGCUGAAGUUCCUCAACGACGUGUUGCUCAAAAAUUGAUUGGACCAGAACUUAAUGAUUAUCAUGAUUCGCCCAGAACAAUGGAAAAAGAUUCUUCUAGUUUAAUAGAAAAUGAAACACCCAGUGUAUUGGAAAAGGAGCCUUCUAAUCUAAUAGAAAAAGAGACUUUAUCUAGAGAUAUGCCAGAAGAACAGUCUUCUGAUUAUAAUUUAGCAUCCUUAAAAUCGUUUCUUGAAGAAGAUUCUAUUUUAAGAAAUAAACUCAAUAAAGAUGGACUGGAAUCAAUAAAUAUGAAAAAAGAUUCAAGUUAUAAUCUUGAUGGAUCAAUUGAAGAAAACCAAGAUAAACUUCCAAAUCUAAAGAGAACAGUUAUGUCAAAAAAAGGCAGUAUAAAACAUAAACUUAGACAAAAGAAAACCUCAUAAGGAGUUUAUUUUUAUAAAGAUAUAUUUUCUAUGUAAACACCUGUAUAUUUAUAUUUCAAUAUUUUACUUGUA